AUGGCCGACCCCUUCUGGCUGGCCCAGGAUGCAGCGGGGCCGGGCGCGGCCGAGGCGGACGCCUGCGAGCUGGAGAUCGAGAGGAAGUACGAGGUCAUCCCCGCCAUCAUCUGCUCCAUGUGCUGCCUGUUCGGGAUCAUCUACUGCUUCUUCGGGUACCGCUGCUUCAAGGCGGUGAUGUUCCUGUCGGGCCUGAUGUUCGGCUCGGUCAUCAUCUUCCUGCUGUGCCACAAGGAGCGGGUUCUGGACACGCAGCUGAGCGUGGAGGCCAGCGCGGGCAUCGGGCUGGGCGUGGGCGUGCUGUGCGGCCUGGUGACCAUGCUGGUGCGCAGCGUGGGCCUGUUCAUGACCGGCCUGCUCCUGGGGCUGCUGCUCGCCCUCGCCGCCCUGCUGGUGGCCGCCAACUUCUACAGCGCGGGCUCGGUGUGGGUGCCGCUGGGCACGCUGCUGGCCGCGGGCAUGCUGGGCGCCGUGCUGACGCUGCAGUGGCAGCGCCUCUUCACCGUGCUGUCCACCGCCGUGUUCGGCGCCGCCAUCAUGACGGUGUGCGCCGACUACUUCGUGGAGAUGCUGGCGCUGGGGGCGUACGUGUACGACUGCCUGCGGCUCCGGCCGGCGCCGCCGCUGUGCUGGUACAGCUGGGUGAUCCUGGGCAUCUGGCCCGCGCUCAGCCUGAUGGGCGUGCUGGUGCAGUGGAAGCUGACGGCCGAGGGGUUCUCCCACACCGAGGUCAUCAUUAACCGGAGGCAGAAGCGUGUGCAGUUGAUGCGGAUCCGUCAGAAGGACGUGCGGAAGAGGCAGCAGGGCGCGGGGCAGGAGGGCUCGUACCGCCGCAAGCCCCUGCCCGUCAAACGCUACGCCGGAGACCUGCUGGCCCCGAGCUACCUGCAGAGCCUGCGGGACCGGCAGACGGGCACGGGGACCUCUCUCAGCAGCCUGGGCUCCCCCAGCCACACCACGAUCGACUUCGACUACGACACCGGCUCCACCGUCCCGCUCACCGCCUCCGCCAACCCCGUCGUCAGGGUCUGA
Osmerus eperlanus (European smelt) is the source of this 1032-nucleotide messenger RNA. RefSeq names its product transmembrane protein 198-like. Gene Ontology annotation, cellular component: plasma membrane. The coding region runs from base 1 to 1032 and encodes 343 amino acids. Lineage: Eukaryota; Metazoa; Chordata; Actinopteri; Osmeriformes; Osmeridae. The transcript is spliced from 4 exons. The record is from RefSeq and is a predicted model, not a curated record.